Magallana angulata is the source of this 2164-nucleotide messenger RNA. RefSeq names its product mucin-5AC-like. NCBI's taxonomy places the organism in Eukaryota, Metazoa, Mollusca, Bivalvia, Ostreida, Ostreidae. The record is from RefSeq and is a predicted model, not a curated record. The transcript has 7 exons. Bases 102 to 2063 code for a protein of 653 amino acids.
AAGCUACGUUCACAACAACUCUUCAUUGAGCUGUUUUAGAAAGAGGUAGUUUUUUUGUACAAAACAAAAACUCUGGACAGGAAAUUAUUUUCUGCGAUGCAAUGUAUUGCAAGCAUGUGCAACUUUUACCGUCUAAAGAUACUAUGCUUAGGUGCUUUUUAUUUUUUGUUAUAUUUCUGUUGGCAUGUGAACUUGCAGAUGCAGACUGUACAUAUCCCGUACAGUGGACCACCAGCACUUUCUACGACAACGCAAAAGGCCCCGUGACCUUCUCGGGGAACACCAUGGAAGGAUGGCCAGUGACCUUGACAACAAUUCAAAAAACAGUCUCUUCCUGGGAGUGUUACCAUAGAAACGAAUCAACCAUCGUGUCCAAGAACAAAGAGAAAAUGAUGAUGUAUGGCAUCACUUUUUAUGCCUUUGUCUGCAUGGUGGUAGAUUUUAAAGACUCCCAUUUUUUCUACAAACUGUGGUCAGCUGAGGAAGCCAGGGCAGAUGGAGAGAGAAUUAAAAUAAAAACACAACCCCAGGCCUCUUUAUGUGAAGUCUGCGACAAAGACUUUAUCCCAGACACCUCAGAGAUCAAAUACAUGUGCACUCUUGAAACUUGUGACGAUGUGGACACAUCCCAGUAUAUAGACCCGGCGACGGUGUGUUCUGACCGGCCCCCUACCACAACGAGGACAACAGAAAGAACGACAACUGACCAAUUAGUAUCCAAAACGGAAGAAACAACAACGACAGUAACAAAAAGUACAACUAGAAAAAUCUUAACGAACCAAUCAUCAUCUAGAGUCAUAGACACAACAACCAAACCAACAGAUACUACAACACUACAACCCUCAUCUGGAACAACAGCAACAACGGCAGCAACAUCAACACAACAACCCUCAUCUGGAUCAACAGCAACAUCAACACAACAACCCUCAUCUGGAUCAACAGCAACAUCAACACAACAACCCUCAUCUGAAUCAACAGCGACAACAACACAACAACCCUCAUCUGAAUUAACAGCGACAACAGCAACAUCAACACAACAACCCUCAUCUGGAUCAACAGCGACAACAGUUUUAAUGACAGCAACAUCAACACAACAACCCUCAUCUGGAUCAACAGCAACAACGGCAGCAACAUCAACACAACAACCCUCAUUUGGAUCAACAGCGACAACAACACAACAACCCUCAUCUGGAUCAACAGCGACAACAACACAACAACCCUCAUCUGAAUCAACAGCGACAACAGUUUUAAUGACAGCAACAUCAACACAACAACCCUCAUCUGUUUCGAACUCAACUUCAAUGGCAACAUCUAAUCAACAACUAGAAGAUUUGUCAACUACUGCGAGCGCAAAGCCAUCAACGUCUUAUGUGUCAUCUAGCGCUACAGCAACUUCUCAAUCCACUUCUGUCGACAUGGAAUCGUCGUCUGCUGCGCCGCAGUCGAAUUCAUCCACACUAUCCCACACUUCGACCACCUCUUCUUUAGUUCCUAUUUCAUCAGGUGGUUCCUCAACUGAUAAUCUGCUACCAGAGAAAACUUCACUGAAUACAACGCCGUCUAGUUCAUCAGAACCAGAACAAGUUCAAACAACAACGAAAAAUCCAUUCAAAACAUUAUCUACAAAGACAGAUGGUGUGAUGGCCUCUUUGUCCACAGCUAUUGCAACAAACCCCGAAAAGAUAUCAACAAUCAAUGGUGUCACGAAAAACGAAAUAACAACAUUGGUCAGAUCAAAUGAUAAACAAAUUACAGACACUUCGGCUAGAACACCGAGUUUCUCGAGUAUUGUUUCAACCACAUACAUUCCAGGGAGGAAGUCAUCGGUUCCUUUUUUAUCAGCCAAAUCGCGGCCCGACAGCGCAAUUUCAUCCAUAUUCACCAGCGAAGCUCUGGUUAUUUGUGCAGUGUUGUCCAUUUUAAUACUGUCCGUGACAUUGCUCAGUAUUUCAAUUGCACUCAAGAGGAAGAAAUCUUCAAUCAGAAGACAUCGAAGAUUAACUCAUCUAUCGCACAUCAAACCUAUGUAUCAUGGAAGACAUGACUUUUAUUGUCAUCCAUAGAUGUGCUUAUUUUUGCAUACUUGGAUAUUGUUUGAGAUUACAUUAUCAUGAUUAUUACGACAAGACGGAAACAUAAAUCAUUAAUAAACAAUAAAUUCUAA